This is a messenger RNA of Hemiscyllium ocellatum (epaulette shark), 2040 nucleotides long. It is a transcript of the gene cfap97, whose product is annotated as cilia and flagella associated protein 97. The record is from RefSeq and is a predicted model, not a curated record. The transcript is spliced from 4 exons. NCBI's taxonomy places the organism in Eukaryota, Metazoa, Chordata, Chondrichthyes, Orectolobiformes, Hemiscylliidae. Bases 321 to 1811 code for a protein of 496 amino acids. Gene Ontology annotation, biological process: spermatogenesis.
AUUGAACCGCGCGGGACACGCAGAACUGUUGGCGCACGGAGGCGAAAGGAAGUGAGCGUUGUUAGCGCCGUUCCUAAGAAACCGAGGGCGAAUGUGAAGCGACCGUGAUUACAAUAAUCUGAAAAAAAAGGGCAGGGAGGGGAGGGGGAAAGAUCUGGCGGCUAGGCCGGGCCAGGCCUGGGGUUAGAGUGUGAGUGACGGGGGUCAGAGGGUGACUGACGGAGUCAGAGGGUGAAUGACGGAGUCAGAUUGUGAGGCCUUUGACAGGAGGCUUGCAGCAGUGAGGCCCGGGCAGCGGCACUGAGUUAGCGGCCGCCCAUAUGGACAGCGACACGAACCUGGACGAGGAGGUGGACCACUCCUUCUUUGACAGCGACGGCGAGCGGGGUCACCAGGCGGCGGCGGCGGGGAGCAGCAGCAGCCUCGAUCUCUCGGCACGGCCUCCCAGCUCCGGGAAGGGGCCCUGCCCGGGCAGCGCGGCGGCGGCGGCUGAAGACGGAUGGCGCCGCAGGCGGUCAGGCGAGCGCGGCCGAGGCGGAGGUGGAGCGGCGGCGGUGGUCCCCGCCGAGCAAAGGCGGGGGGGCUCCGCUUCUUCCGCGCCGGCCUCCACAUCCGCCUCCCCCUCGCCCACCUCCUCCCCAGAUACCUCCUCACCCCUCUCCUCGUCUCCGGCCAGUGGGAAGGGCACCAGCGAGGCCGCGCCGAAAACAGCGGGCUCUCCCAACGGCUCAGCGGACGAGGGAAAAGUCGGGGGUGAAGGAAAAGAGGAUCCCGAAGCUCGACCCGGUUCGCACAGGAGCCUGCCUGGGAAUCAGAGCUCACAGGUCAGGGCCAGUGAAGCUGCAUAUUCGGAUCCAGAGGAGGACGACUCCAAAUCGGCUUGCUCCUCCUCGUCUUCGUCGGGAGAACAGUCUGUAUGUCUUUCUGCGUCCCUGCGCAAAUCUAAACUUUCCUCAAAAACAAGAAAAGGGCAUCUUAAGGAUUCCUAUCAGGGCAAGAGCCAGGAUGAAGACGCCGAGGGCACAGUGACUGAUGUGACUACUCCCUCCAGCCCGGAGAGCAGUCCUGUUCACACUGUACGCCGAAGUAAGCAUUCAAAAGCAAAAUCCCGGAGAAAAAAGAGCAGUGCGAAACAGGAAAACAUUAGCCAGGAGAUCUACAGCAGUCUGGACACAUUAAGCAUUGAUAGGGACAAGGGGCAAGGGGGUCAAAAGUUCCGAAGACCGAGGCAACAGAAAGAGGCCAAGAAUAACAAUCUACCUUCAAAGUCCGACUCUUUGGAGCUCAAGAAGUUUGAUCAAAGACAUGGCCAGAAGAUCCUCAAUGAUGCUGCUGACCUAAACCAGUUACUGAAAGCUAUGAUGCACUUGGAAAGAAGUGAGCUGCGAAAGAUAGUGGCUGAUUUUCCAAAAAAGAAGUACAAAAAAAAUUACACAUUUAGUAAUGAAGAAGCAAGGCAAAUUGAUCGUGAAAAUCACAGAUUGUUACAAGAAUUGACACGAAAAGCCACAAAACCAACAGCUGUCGCAGCGAAAGCAAUGGUGCCUUCAUCGAUUCGAGUUUAUCACAGCACUUUAAACAGGCAGCGGGAGCAGGAGAGAAUCGAACGAGAAAACUUGGCAUUUCUGAAGAGAUUGGAAGCAGUGAAACCAACUAAAGAGCUGAGGCGUUCUAAUCAAUUGAUGGAUUACCAACGUCAAAUGUCAUUUGUGGAGUCCUCCUAUUCUUCGCAAAGCAGGCCACCAACAAGACUUAGUUCAAGAUCCUCAAGCCGCAAAAAUAUUCAUCCAAUGUCUAACAAAAAUGCCUGAGAUUCACCUAAAUCAUUCAAACUUCUCUGAAUGGCCUAGUCAUAAAUGCUUAACUGAUCUAAGCUUAUUGUUGCUGAUAAGUAACUUGGAUUCUGCGGCUACAUACUGUAUGUUUAAGACUAUUCUUAAACUGUAUUUUAAACAUAAAUUGAACUUCAUUAUUUCUGUCAAACUGAGUUGUGUUUUUAUAAGUAUGCAAUGUGAGUUGAUAUCUGCUAAUACAUUUUGU